AUGAUAAAUAAAAACUUUUAUAUAAUCCGAAAAACACAUCCCAUUUUAAAAAUUAUUAAUAAUUCUUUAAUUGAUAUACCAAGACCUUCUAAUAUUUCUUCUUGAUGAAAUUUUGGAUCUUUAUUAGGUUUAUGUUUAAUUAUUCAAAUUUUAACAGGCUUAUUUUUAACUAUAUAUUACACUGCUAAUAUUGAAUUAGCAUUUUAUAGAGUAAAUUAUAUUUGUCGAAAUGUAAAUUACGGUUGAUUAAUUCGUACCCUUCAUGCUAACGGAGCUUCAUUCUUUUUUAUCUGUGUAUAUUUACAUAUUGGACGAGGAAUUUAUUAUGAAUCUUUUAAUUUAAAAUAUACUUGAAUAGUAGGAGUAAUUAUUUUAUUUCUAUUAAUAGCAACAGCAUUUAUAGGUUAUGUUUUACCUUGAGGUCAAAUAUCUUUUUGAGGAGCUACUGUUAUUACAAAUUUAUUAUCAGCUAUCCCAUCAUUAGGUGUAAAAAUUGUAACUUGAAUUUGAGGGGGAUUCGCAGUAGAUAACGCAACAUUAACUCGAUUUUAUACUUUUCAUUUUCUUUUACCAUUUAUUAUUUUAAUAAUAACUAUAAUUCAUUUAUUAUUUCUUCACCAAACAGGAUCAAAUAACCCCUUAGGUUUAAAUAGAAAUUUAGAUAAAAUCCCUUUCCAUCCAUUUUUUGUAUUUAAAGACUUAAUUGGAUUUAUUAUUUUAUUAUUUUUAUUAACUAUUUUAACUUUAACUAACCCAUAUUUAUUAGGAGAUCCAGAUAAUUUUAUCCCAGCAAAUCCAUUAGUAACUCCUGUUCACAUUCAACCAGAAUGAUAUUUUUUAUUUGCUUAUGCAAUUUUACGAUCAAUUCCUAAUAAAUUAGGAGGAGUAAUUGCAUUAGUUAUAUCAAUUCUUAUUUUAAUUAUUUUACCUUUUACAUUUAAUAAAAAAAUUCAAGGUAUUCAAUUUUACCCUAUUAAUCAAUUAUUAUUUUGAUCAAUAAUUACUAUUAUUAUUUUAUUAACUUGAAUUGGAGCCCGACCAGUAGAAGACCCAUAUAUUAUUGUUGGACAAUUAUUAACUAUCAUAUAUUUUUCUUAUUUUAUUAUUAACCCUUUAAUUGGAAAAUACUGAGAUAAUUUAAUUUUUAAUUAA
This is a messenger RNA of Helicoverpa armigera (cotton bollworm), 1152 nucleotides long. The record is from the annotation of a RefSeq genome assembly. Lineage: Eukaryota; Metazoa; Arthropoda; Insecta; Lepidoptera; Noctuidae.